Synchiropus splendidus (mandarinfish) is the source of this 1320-nucleotide messenger RNA. It is a transcript of the gene hlx1, whose product is annotated as H2.0-like homeo box 1 (Drosophila). The transcript has 4 exons. The coding region runs from base 89 to 1201 and encodes 370 amino acids. Gene Ontology annotation, molecular function: DNA-binding transcription factor activity, RNA polymerase II-specific; sequence-specific DNA binding. NCBI's taxonomy places the organism in Eukaryota, Metazoa, Chordata, Actinopteri, Syngnathiformes, Callionymidae. Gene Ontology annotation, biological process: regulation of DNA-templated transcription. The record is from RefSeq and is a predicted model, not a curated record.
CACACACCGCGAGUGUGACAGAGAGAGGAGGCUUCCAUCUCAUCUUAGUCCAUGCCACAGCGACACCAGAGCCACUCCAAGCUCCGGGAUGUACACGGCCGGACUCAGCCCGUUCUACGCGUCCAACUUCAGCCUGUGGUCCGCCUACUGCGCCGGGGGCUUCUCCGUGGACUCCAUGAAGAAGCCGUCCUUCUGCAUCGCGGACAUCCUGCAUCCUGCUGGAGACUCGGAGAACCUCCCGGGACCGGCCGCCCUCAUGGUCCACAUGGCUCCCCACCGUGUGCCCGGCUCCCCGCUGCGCCCCGCGCCCGUGCCUCCGGAGGCGGCGGUGUACGGCGGCGCGAGGGUCGGUCCCGGGGCCGCCUACCACCGACACGGACUACAGCCGAGCUCCAGGACCGCGUUCAACUCCCAGCAGGUCCCCGCGACCUCCAGCAAAGACCUCAAGUUCGGAAUUGAUCGGAUAUUGUCGUCAGAUUUCGACCCGAAGAGCAAAGAGAGAUCGUCCCUGAGAGAUCUCAGCAGCAUUGUUAGCUCCGGCCGUCAGUCAGGGGUCCACAUCAUUCAGCCGGCGGCCGGCCCUCAGUACUUCUCCUCCAUAGAGGCCGGCAUGAGCGACGCCUCCUCCAUGAUGAGCUCACUAGGCAGCGGCGGCGGCAGGCAAUCAGGCCAGCAUCAGUUUCAGGACUCCUUCCCAGGUCCCUACGCCGUCCUCACCAAAGACACCAUGCCACAGACCUACAAGAGGAAGCGCUCCUGGUCCAGAGCCGUCUUCUCCAACCUGCAGAGGAAAGGGCUGGAGAAGAGAUUCGAGAUCCAGAAGUACGUCACCAAGCCGGACCGGAAGCAGCUGGCGGCCAUGUUGGGACUCACAGACGCUCAGGUCAAGGUUUGGUUCCAGAACCGGCGCAUGAAGUGGCGACACUCCAAAGAGGCUCAGGCCCAGAAGGACAAGGACCAGUCGGACCAGAACCCGGAGUCCGCCAGAGACGCGAAAGAGCCGGUGGAGUCCGAGUGUGACAGCGAGGACAGAAGCGAGUGUGAAUCCGACGACGCUCAGGACGAAUCCGGCUCCGGACAAUUGGACGUUUCCGAGCUCCACAAAACCAGCGUGAUCAUCAGCAGCAGCGCCGCCGCCAGCAACGCGCCGCCAGCGGCCUCCGUCAGCGACACACCGGCGCCCUCUCCGGUGCUCGUAUAGUGACGGUGUCACGGACUUUCUGACUUUUCUUCGGACAAAUCUGCAGAGGCGGUUAUUUAAAUCGCAACAGUGUUAAAUAUAUUUUGGUUAUUUCUUUCUCCGGAAGUUGUAUUUAUUGA